AUGGCCCAUAAGGAUGGAAACGAGUCAGACGGUGAUGAAUCUCGAGGUCAGAUGGUUCAACAUGAAUCAGCAUCAGCAGAGGAAGUAAGGAUGUUGAGACAACAAAUGGCUGACAUGUACCAGGCUUGGAUGAAUGGGCAAGCUCUACCAUCUUCAAUCCUUGGAUUCCCGGAUGUGACUAUGUCAAUUCCCAUUGAAACCCCGACAAGUGAUCCACUUUUUCCUCCUGGAUUUGGUCCACAUGUUAACAUAUCCAACACUCCUGGAACUUCCACUGUGCACCCUUCAAAUGCACCCCUCAGAAAUAACCCACUUUUCAUCCCCACUGUACAAACUACUACAAUCCCUCAACCAACAUUGGUACGGAAGUCCAAUAAUGAGCCUCCAUCUAAAGGUCACCACGAUCAAUAUUAUUCUCCGGAAUUGACCUUUAAAGUCCCAGACUCGUAUAACCCCUUUCAGCAGUAUAGUUCCCCCGUCGAGAUCGAGAAAACUGCUAAGAAUGAGGGACAAGAAGAAAUGGCUAGAAAAAUGAAGAGUCUAGAACUGAGUGUGAGGAAUAUGCAAGGAUUAGGAGGUCCAAAAAGCGUCUCAUUCAGAGAUUUGUGCAUGUUCCCCAAUGUUCAUUUGCCCCUUGGUUUUAAGACUCCAAAGUUUGAGAAGUAUGAUGGUCACGGCGACCCCGUAGCACACUUGAAGAAGUAUUAUAACCAACUAAGAGGGGCAGGGAAUAAGGAAGAAUUACUCAUGGCAUAUUUUGGGGAAAGUCUAGUGGGAAUUGCCUCAGAAUGGUUCAUCGAUCAAGAUAUUUCUAAUUGGCCUACAUGGGAUGACAUGGCAGGAGAUUUUGUUCGACAAUUUCUAUAUAACAUUGAUAUUGUGCCUGAUCGCACUUCUCUCGCCAGUAUGAAGAAAAAGCCUACCGAGAGUUUUAGAGAAUAUGCUAUCAGGUGGAGGGAACAAGCUGCCAGGGUCAAACCGCCGAUGAAGGAGUCGGAAAUGAUUGAUGUUUUCCUCCAGGCACAAGAACCUGAUUACUUCCACUAUUUGCUUUCCACAGUGGGAAAGACAUUCGCAGAAGCAAUUAAAGUUGGGGAAAUGGUUGAAAAUGGCAUCAAGUCCGGCAAAAUUGUGAGUCAGGUAGCACUCAAGGCUACCACCCAAGCAAUUCAAAAUGGGUCUGGUGGUUUUGGAAAUCGAAAAAAGAAAGAGGAAGGAUCCAUGAUGGCAUCAGGGUCCAAUGCUGCUAAAAGGGGGACAAACCACCAAAUCUUACGAGGACAAUCCAACUCACCUCAACAUUUUUAUCCGCAUCAGGAUCCCCACUACUCAAUUGUUCCACCCCAAUAUACAGUUUUCAACACCCAGGCAUAUGCCCGACCUCCUCAACGCCAACAAUGGAGGGCGCCUGCUCCACAAGGCUUUCGUCCCCAACAACAAAAUCUUCAAGCACCUUAUAAUCCACGCCCUAAGACUGAUUAUGUAAGAGAACAAAGACAGAGGGAAAAUUUCACCCCAAUUGGAGAAUCAUACACAAGCCUGUUGCGGAAAUUGAUUCAAUUGGGUUUGAUUGAACCUAUCAUGUCGUAUAAUGUCAACCCAAAUGCAAGAGGUUUUGACCCCACUGUCAGGUGCGAGUAUCAUUCUAACGCUCAGGGUCAUAGCACAGAAAAUUGUUUUACUUUGAAGAGAGCCAUUGAGAAGCUAAUUGAUGACAAAGCAAUUGUAAUACAUGACGAAGAGGCUCUGAAUGUCACCAACAACUCACUUCCUGCUCACAACAAUGCUCAUGUUGUUGGGAUGAUCUGUGACGAUAAGGAAUACAAGCAAACAGGCAAAACAAUAAUGGAAAUUGACACCUUAAAAGAAGGGUUGGGUAUGGUGACAAAUUCUGCACAAGAAGCACCGUUGUGUGUAAAAGGUGCAAGUUCUAAUGCGAAUCUCAAAGGCUCGGGGAAGUUGAUAUUGUAUGUUCUUGGAGCCACAAAGAAAAAAGAGACAUUAGUAACUGGACCAAAAUUAUAUGUUCCUAGUGGUUUUCCUAGGUUUGGUCAAAACCAGAAUGGUUUAGGAAAGAUGACAGAACCAAUUGUGAUAAAGCACACGACACAAAUUCCAAUGACAAACAUGAAAACUGUCCCAUGGAACUACAACAAAACCACUGUGACUUACAAAGGCAAGGAGAUUGUUGAAGAAAUAGAUGAAACUGGUGGCUUAACGCGUUCUGGAAGGUGUUAUGAUCCAGAAGAAUUAAGGAGAGCCAGACAAGCCAGGGAUAGCCAAUUUCCGGUGAAAAAACCUAUCACUGAAGAAGAAGCUGAAGAGUUCAUGAAGAAGAUGAAAGUUCAGGAUUACUCUAUUGUUGAUCAGUUGAGAAAAACUCCUGCUCAGAUUUCAUUGCUAUCUUUGCUCAUACAUUCUAAAGAGCACUGUCAAGAAUUGAUUAGAAUUCUGAAUGAGGCACAUGUUUCAGAAAAAACAACUGUAAGUCACCUGGAAAAGAUGGCCAAUAGAAUAUUUGAGGUGAAUAGAAUCACUUUCACCGACGAUGAGUUGUCUGUGGAAGGAGCUGGACAUAAUAAGGCUUUGCAUUUAACUGUCAAAUGUGAAGAACAUUAUGUGAAAAGAGUCAUGAUUGAUGGAGGCUCGGGUGUGGACAUCUGCCCCCUCUCUACUUUGCAAAGUUUGAAAAUCAGCACAGAUAGAAUUCGUACUAACAAUGUGUGUGUUCGAGCUUUCGAUGGCGCAAAAAGAGACACUAUUGGUGAGAUUGAUCUUACUUUAAAAAUUGGACCUGUUGAUUUUGGGAUCACAUUCCAAGUUAUAGACAUGGACACUUCCUACAACUUGCUUUUAGGAAGGCCAUGGAUCCAUGCAGCCAGAGCGGUGCCAUCUACUUUACACCAAGUGGUCAAGUUUGAAUAUGAGAAACAAGAAAUUAUUGUUCACGGUGAAGAUGAUCUUUCAAUAUAUAGAGACCCUUCUGUCCCAUGUGUCGAGGCCAAGGAAGGUUGUGAAUCCCUCAUAUUUCAGACCUUUGAAAUAGUGGCAGCUGAUCAGUUUAUGGAAGGGAAGUCUAUCUUAGAGCCUCGUCUAUCCUCUACUUCAGUCAUGGUGGCUACACAAAUGUUGCAAAAUGGUUAUGAGCCAGGAAAGGGCUUGGGGGUGUCAUUGCAAGGAAUUGUUGACCCUAUCUCUCCAUUUGGUAAUCAAGAUACUUUUGGUUUGGGUUUUAGGCCAACUAAUGCUGACAGAAAAUGGGCAAAAGAGCAGAAAAAUAAGGUUUGGAAAUUGCCAAAGCCCGUUCCCCACAUUGCCAAGUCUUUUACUAGGUCACGUUUUGAAGAGAGUAAAGACGUGUCUGUCCAAGAUGACGUGGACGAAAUAUGUCAAGGUCUCAAAGAAAUGUUCUAUGGAGUAAACAUGGUUCAGAUUGGUGAAGGCCCUAGUCAUGCAGAUGUGCAACGUAUUGGCCCAGAAGUCAAGCUCGCCAACUGGGAAACUACUCCUCUCCCCACAAAGAAGGAGUCUUGGUAG
Molecule: messenger RNA, 3537 nt
Organism: Lycium barbarum (goji berry)
Lineage: Eukaryota; Viridiplantae; Streptophyta; Magnoliopsida; Solanales; Solanaceae
Exons: 1
Coding region: 1-3537 (1178 amino acids)
Molecular function (GO): nucleic acid binding
Source: RefSeq, a predicted model, not a curated record